Molecule: messenger RNA, 1904 nt
Organism: Girardinichthys multiradiatus
Lineage: Eukaryota; Metazoa; Chordata; Actinopteri; Cyprinodontiformes; Goodeidae
Gene: nfe2
Product: nuclear factor, erythroid 2
Exons: 4
Coding region: 243-1700 (485 amino acids)
Biological process (GO): regulation of transcription by RNA polymerase II
Cellular component (GO): nucleus
Molecular function (GO): DNA-binding transcription factor activity, RNA polymerase II-specific; RNA polymerase II cis-regulatory region sequence-specific DNA binding
Source: RefSeq, a predicted model, not a curated record
CAUCCCAUUUAUUCUGGUGGCUGAACGUGCAGCCUUACAGAGAGGUUCACAGUUAGAGAAGACAUAGAGCAAAAGGCCUCAUGUGUCACACCUCUUGUCAUCGGUCACGAAGGCUUUGAGUAAUUUUCUUGUGCUCACCUCCAGGACUGUGCCUCACAUCUGUCUUCUCUUUUCCUCAUCACCUGCUCAAGAUGAUGAAGAUGUUGCUCAGGUGGACUUUUUGCAACAAAAGCCUGUCCUAAAUGUGCUCAACAGCCAACUAUGUUCUCCCUUUGAGGAGAACUUGUGAGAUACAUUGUGCUUUGCCAUACAAGGUGGUGGCUACUCCAGGCAGGCUGUGUGGGGGGGUGUCCAUGCCUGCUAACUUCAAUGGAGUCAGGACUCAUGGACCUCCACAGGACUCAGAGAUGGACAUGGCUUGGCAGGAGUUGAUGGCCAUCACAGAGCUCCAGGAGUUUGAGGUCCAAGGUGAAGGCUCCUAUGAAACUGCACAGUAUCAAUCCAUACAGCCUGUGGCCCCUGGUGGAGAGUUUGGGAUGAUUCAGUGUCAUUCAGUUCCUCCUGCUGUUGCCUGUGACCUGAGCACCACUGACAAUUACGAGGGAUGUUACUCUGAAGAGGUGCCUGCCUGCCAUCGUCUGAGCAGCAACAUGGAAGCAGCGUAUGGAAAUGCAGAUUCACAGCUGCCUCAUAGAAUGUUCCCAGUCUCCUCACAAGCUCACCCAUCUCUAAUAAACAUGGCAGGUACCAUUCAGGGUCAUAGGAGGCCCAGCACCUCUCAAGGUUUAAGUCGACACACGCUGUGCACUACACUUGGACAAAACUUCCAUGUUCACCCGGGGGAUGAUCUGGAAUCAGAUUCUGGUCUCUCACUAGGAUCUAGCCCACCUUUGGCCUCCCCAGACAAUCCCAUUGGUGCUCCACCUUACCAAAAUAUUGAUAUGCACAAGCCAUAUAGUGACUGUGAACCAGAAGGCUUCACUGAGCAUGGCAGAAGGGCCCACAUCCAUCACCCAAUGGACUACCAGAGCCAAACUCUCCCGUAUUUACACUCAGGUGGACAUGCACCUUAUUUUACACCUCAACCCAGUUUCUCUCACUCACAAACUUGUUCCAUGAAUCCUCGACCUCUUAAACAACCAGGUGCAACAGCUGACCUGUACAACAAUGCAACAGUGACCAGCAGAGGGAGCUCAUUCAGCAUGCACACAAAAACACAAGGAGGCAGUUCCACUCCUGCACUUUUGAGCAGAGAUGAACGCAGGGCUUCAGCUCUGAAGAUUCCCUUCCACUUGGAUAAGAUCAUCAAUCUCCCAGUGGAUGACUUCAAUGAGCUCCUGACACAGUACACUUUGACCGAUACUCAACUCGCACUGGUCCGAGACAUUCGGCGCAGAGGAAAAAACAAGGUGGCGGCCCAGAACUGCAGGAAGAGGAAGCUGGACAGCAUCGUCCACCUUGAAAGAGAACUGAACCACUUGCAGACCCAAAGAGAACAUCUGGCACAGGAGCGGCUGGAGUUCCAACGCAGCUUGGCUUUCAUCAAAUGUCGUUUCACAGAACUCUACAGGGAAGUCUUCUCUCAUUUACGAGAUGAAGACGGCCAACCCUACUCCAUAGAUGAAUAUUCUUUACAACUAACUCCUGAUGGAAGUAUUUAUUUGGUACCUCGUGCAAUGGAAAAGCGAGACCAAUGUUGAAUUCUAGUUUUGUUUUGAACGUAGCAAGCAACUUAACGAACAGGCGUCACAGGUUGCCAACAGUUUUUGGUUUGAGUAAACAUGUGUAACGGUAAACAUUCCUGUCCAUUAAAAUGACUGAGACCAAACAAUUUUUCAAAUGUAUAAAAAGUACUUUAUUAAAAAAAAUGAUAUAAAAAAAUAAAACUGCACAGCAGUCUUCAA